AAUCAGCGCCCACCAGUAACAGAGAGAAAUUAGAAGCCAUUAUGCAUAUUAGGUGUUAUUAGGAAUUUAAUGGCUGUUGUCGGUGAUCUGAAAGUGAACUAUACACAUUCAGAGGAUGGUGUACUGGGUCCGUAUGUUCAGAUGUACCCAGCAAGUCAUGGAUCAAACCAGGCCUUAAAUAUAAAAGUUGAGGAAGUGGAUCCUGUUCCAAUAACAGUUCAGGAAUCAAAGGUUAAAUGUGAGAACUAUACAAAUUCAGAGGAUGUUGUACUGGGUCCAUAUGUUCAGAUGUACCCAGCAAGUCAUGGAUCAAACCAGGCCUUGAAUAUAAAAGCUGAGGAAGACUCAGAUCCGCAAGAGGAGGUGGAUCCUGUCCCAAUAACAGUUCAGGAAAUAAAGGUUAAAUGUGAGAACACUACAAAUUCAGAGGAAGUUGUACUGGGUCCGUAUGUUAAGAUGUACCCAGCAAGUCAUGGAUCAAACCAGGUCUUGAAUAUAAAAGCUGAGGAAGACUCAGAUCCACAAGAGGAAGUGGAAGUUCAGGAAAUAAAGGUUAAAUGUGAGAUAAGCAGUGUCGACAACGUUGGACACGGUUGCGUGAUAAGCACCGUGAAGCCUUAAACUUGAGAAAAACCAGAAGUGGCCAGGCAGCGUCAAAGACGAAACCGCCUAAAUACGAGAAGGAACUUUCUUUUUUGGCCCCAUAUCUUUUGGACGAUGCCAUUCGACAAUUGAACUUUCCUUCUCCAGGAGGUGUUGAUGAUGGCUAUGGAGACGGUGACGACAGAAACACUGAAGACGAUGGAGAAGAUAGAGUAACAGCAAAUGACUCUAAUUUGUCCACACAAUCUUCAGCUCGUUCAUCCUACACAUCUCGAUCAAAACGCAGUAAGAAAUGCACAUCAUCUGAAGAGCCUUCUGCCGCUGCCAUUCUGAAAGAAUAUCUAGAUGCCAAAGACAACUGGCAUUCCCAAUCGUGAAGAUGACACACUGACUAAUUUUUUCUUGAAUAUGGUGGGCACUGUUAAAUCAUUUCCUACUAAAGAUCAAGUGGAAUUAAAAAGCAAAAUAUUUCAGUUGGUUAAUUCAGUUGAAAUGAGAAUUGCGAAUGAAUUGGCUGCUCCUACUCAGUCAACUCCAAUAAAUUCAAACUCAUUAAAUGAUGAAUAUCGUUUACAACCUGCCUUUGAUGGGACAACUGUGCCCACAGAUUACUAUGGAUACUACAAUGAGCAGGCACGGCCGAAUCAAUAAUCGUAUCAUGAUCGUCGGGAAUGAAAUUAGAUGAAAAGAAACUGGUAAUAAAAGUGUUGUUAUAUAAAUACAUAAUCAAUGUGUUUGUAUCCAUAAUUUGACACGUUUUCAAUUAGUAAUUAGAUUUAUACCGCUUUGUAGCCACUUGUGUGAAAUAAUAAAAUAAUUACUUUAGUAUAUUAUUAUUUUAUAGAAGUAUCUUACCUCAGACACAGAGAAAGUCUUUCCUUUGGUUCUAUUGCAUGUCUAAAAUGAGUGUUUUUCUUCGUUAAACUCGGUGCAAGUAGAUGUAAAAGAUAAUCGAAUUUUUCAUGACUCAUUCGAAACUACUGGAAAAAUUUUGCAUCAUCCUCCAGCAGAUCUGAAAAGAGUGAGCUGAACUCUCCGAAUACUAAUCUUUUCAUGUUGAUAUUGUGAACCCAAUAACGCUUCCUUCUCCUUCUUCUCCUUUCUGCUUCUUUUCUUUUUUUCUCAUCCUCUAUUAGGAUGCAAGUAACUACCGCAACUCCUGUCUCGCUAUCCAUCUCGAACUGAACAAGUACACCCGUACUGCGGUAAUGAAUGCACAUGAACACUGCUGAGACUGGCACGGGCCGACCCGUCGGCUUGGCGAUGCGGGCGAGUGAACACACUCACUUAUUCCUACGAUAGCUCCGAUGCGUACGAUGCGAUCUAGUGAAGGCCUACCAUAAGUCACCAAAAAAUUGUAUCUGUGGUUUCCUCUCACUAGACCAGUAGUCUUUUAUGACAAGUAAUGGAAUUAGGCCCAUAUUUAUAAUUAGAUCUAAAAGUGACUUCACCACAGGAACAUACACAUCAGACCACCUAC
Molecule: messenger RNA, 2083 nt
Organism: Cryptotermes secundus
Lineage: Eukaryota; Metazoa; Arthropoda; Insecta; Blattodea; Kalotermitidae
Product: zinc finger protein 189
Exons: 5
Coding region: 70-621 (183 amino acids)
Biological process (GO): regulation of transcription by RNA polymerase II
Molecular function (GO): DNA-binding transcription factor activity; RNA polymerase II cis-regulatory region sequence-specific DNA binding
Source: RefSeq, a predicted model, not a curated record